Molecule: messenger RNA, 1221 nt
Organism: Pelecanus crispus (Dalmatian pelican)
Lineage: Eukaryota; Metazoa; Chordata; Aves; Pelecaniformes; Pelecanidae
Source: RefSeq, a predicted model, not a curated record
UCAGCCUCCGUGAAGGUUCCUGAGGGUUUCAUGGCUGUGAUGAGCGCCACGAGCUGGGAGAAGCGGGACGAUAACACCUUUGUCUUUGAGAUGUCCCAGCCGAUCCCAUCAUACCUGAUUGCUCUGGCUGUUGGGGACAUUGUGUCUGCUGACGUUGGCCCAAGGAGCCGUGUCUGGGCUGAGCCCUGCCUGAUCGAGGCUGCAAAGAAGGAGUAUGACGGGGUGAUUGAGGAGUUCCUGACGGUUGGAGAGAAGCUCUUUGGACCUUAUGUUUGGGGCAGGUACGACAUCCUGUUCAUGCCGCCCUCCUUCCCCUUCGGCGGGAUGGAGAAUCCCUGCCUCACCUUCGUGACGCCCUGCCUGCUGGCCGGGGACCGCUCCCUGGUAGACGUCAUCAUCCACGAGAUCUCCCACAGCUGGUUUGGCAACCUGGUCACCAACGCUACAUGGGGCGAGUUUUGGCUGAACGAGGGCUUCACCAUGUACGCCCAGAGGCGCAUUUCCACCGAGGUCUAUGGUUUGGCGUACACCUGCCUGGAGGCUGCGACGGGAAGGGCCCUCCUGCGCCAGCACAUGGACAACACAGGGGAGGACCAUCCGCUCAACAAGCUGCGGGUGGUCAUCGAGCCAGGUGUCAAUCCGGAAGACACGUACAACGAAACGCCCUACGAGAAGGGGUACUGCUUCGUGAGCUACUUGGCCCAUCUCGUGGGGGACCAGAGCAAGUUCGAUGCCUUCCUCCAGGCCUACGUGAACCAGUUCAAGUUCCAGAGCAUCACAGCGGAUGACGCCCUCAGUUUCUUCCUGGAGUACUUCCCGGAGCUGAAGGAGAAAGGCGUGGACUCCAUCCCAGGCUUUGAGUUCGAUCGCUGGCUGAACACGCCUGGCUGGCCCCCCUACCUGCCCGACCUCUCGCCAGGGGAGCAGCUGAUGAAGCCGGCAGAGGAGCUGGCAGAGCUCUGGGCAGCCGAUGGCUUGAACAUGGAGGCGAUCAAAGCCGUGGACAUCACGGCCUGGAGGACAUACCAGCUGGUCUACUUCCUGGAUCAGGUCCUGCAGAAAUCCCCCCUGCCAGAAGGCAACGUGGAGAGGCUGAGCGAGAUGUACCCGAAGAUCUCCCAGGCCCAGACUGCCGAGCUGCGACUCAGCUGGUGCCAGAUUGUCCUCAAGAACAACCUUGAGGCCGAGUACAGCAAGGUCAAGGACUUCCUCCACAGCCAG